GACGUCAUCAAAACAACGACUACAGUGACACCAGUUCCCCAAAUCCGCGCCACAACCACACUUCCUCAUCAGAGAGUGUUGAACAGUUGAACACUGCUUCCAGGGACGUCUGUGCUUGUUGGAAAAGCGCCCACAGUCCAAGAUGAAGCCGCUCUGUGCCCUGUUGUUGCUCUUGACAUUGGCAGCCGCUGUCUUCCAGGGCGCACAGGGAAGGAACCCAGGUCUCAAAGCCAAGGUCACCGAGUUUGGACUCACCUAUGGUAUGAAGGUGUUCCUGUCCCUACUGAAGGAUCGCGCCCAACAAAUCAAGAUUCCCGACCAGAGCGGCCGGGCGGAUGUCGUCAUCGGGAAGGUCAACUAUGAGUUCAAGAACAUCAAGAUGUCGUUCAACAUCGGCGGGACGAGCCUUCCCGUGGUGCCCCGCGAGGGCCUGCGACUCCGGGCCAAUGGCGUGUCCGCUUCUCUCAACGGAAACUGGCACUACAAGGCCAAGGUCGCCUUCAUCCCGAUUAGUGACGGAGGCACCUUGAGCCUGUCCAUCAGUGGAGUGUCGCUAGAUGUCGUCAUUCGACUUGGAAAGGACGCCCAGGACCGCCCCACCAUCUCUGUCGGCUCCUGCUCGGCACACGUUGGUGACGUCAGCGUCAAGUUCCACGGCGGGCAAAGCUGGCUGUACAACCUCUUCAAGGGUGCGAUCGAAAACACGGUCAAGAACCAGCUGAACAGUGAGAUCUGUAAGUCCGUGUCGAAGGCCAUCAACGAAGAUGUGGAGAAAUCGUUCGCCCAAAUCAGGGUUCUGGAGCCAGUUGGGAAGUUUGCUGACCUUGACCUUGGGCUGCAGGAGUCUCCAAGUUUCCUGUCGAACUACAUGGAACUCCCGCUGAAGGGAUCCGUGGUGCCCCGUGAUAGCCGUAUCACCGUGCCCGUGUCUCCCGGCCCGAUCCCCGAGGUGCCCGAGACCGCCCGCAUGAUCUACCUGUACGGCUCCGAGUACGUGGGCAACGCCAUCGCAAACAUCUACCACAAGGCCGGACAACUCAAGCAUGUUCUCAAGCCCAAGGACAUUCCCAAGGACUUGCCCUUCAAGCUGAACACUACAUACCUGGCGGGUCUGGUGCCGAAGGUGGGUGAGUUGUACCCGGACAUGGGUGUGGAGCUGGUGUUGAACACUUCCCUGCCGCCCCACCUCUCCAUCCGGCCCGGUCACGCCACCCUGACGGCGUACGGGAAUGUGCACGUGUACGCAAUUCCUCAGAACAAGCCUGCCGUCUAUCUCUUCAGCAUCAACGUGACCAUGGAUCUGGGUGGCGAAGUGAAGCUGAUAGGACAACUUCUGUAUGGUAACGUCUCCAUGGAUCCUAACAAGAUCAAGGUCAGCACAUUCGGCUCGACCAUAGGCCCUGUUCCGACAUUCGGGCUGGACUUCGGGAUCCGUGCACUGUGCGAGAAGACUGUACCAUGGAUCAACAACUACCUGGCUCAGGGAAUCCCGUUCCGUCUGAAAGACGUGCUGUUUGAGAACGCUCAAGUCGUCAUGCACCAGGGUUUCAUCUCCAUCGGCACAGAUGUCAAGUACACAGGGCUGUUCUACUCCCACAAUGUCCUGGGACAGAGCUUUGCAGCUCGGACUCCUAUUGGUCAGCUGUGCCGCCGUUUUGGCGGGAAAGUCGCCAGGCGCGCACAAGUCUUCAAGAGGAUGAUUCAGAGAAACGUGGACAACAUCCGCAUCCCUCCCUCCAGCGGGGAAAUAGCGUCCCCUGUCGGAACUCUGAAGUACUACAUCAAAAACAUGGAACUUACCGACUUUUACAUGGGGCAGUCGCGAAUGGGCGUGGUCCCUGGUGUCGGGGUGAGGAGUAACAUCUCCGUGGACGCCGCGGCAGUGAAGGGGGCCUGGGGAUACCAGCUCAAGAGUCUCUUCCCUAUGACUGACAGCGGGACGUUUGACGUCAGCGUGGAAGCAGCUUACAUCGAUAUCGUCAUUACCGUCAUGCAACACAGAACGGGACGCCCGACAGCUUCCCUGGCGUCCUGCGAGGCGGGCAUCGGGAACAUGGGCCUCAUCUUUCACGGCGGCGCUAGCUGGCUGUACAACCUGUUCUCCCCGGUCAUCGUGGCUGAAUUGAAGAUCCAACUUAGCGAGAUGUUGUGUGACGCCGUAAACAAGUCGGUGCAUGAGAGAAUGGACGGAGGAAUGGCGAGAACCCCAGUUAUUGUCCCGCUGGUUGGAGAUAUCUACGUCGACAUGACGAUGGUGGAUGACGUAGUAUUCAGCAUUGGUAACUGUCAGACUCUCAUGAAGGGAACUACCCGCCUGAACGGGACCAAUCCCGAUGCAGGACUCCAACCACGUGACCUGCCCAACACCAACUACACCGGCGCCCCGCGCAUGAUGUACUAUGAUGUCACCGAGUACUUCUUUAACAGCCUGGGACAGGCGUUCUUUCAGUCAGGGAUGUUGUCUGCGAUAAUCAAGGCUUCAAAUGUUCCUAUCGACAGUCCGAUUCAGCUCAGACCGUCCGACAAAGUCAUCAAAACAGUCUUACCAAAGGUGCAUGUGAACGCGUCGGCCCCGCCCAAGCUGUCAAUCACCGAGGAAGGAGCUGUGCUCUCAUUGGCUGGGCGGGCAGUGACGUAUGCCUCCGACCGCGGGGGGGAAUUAACACGUUUAUUUGGUGUUAAACUUGUGAGUAUUCAGCAUUGCUUUAUCAAAGGUGGAAAGAGUAUAAACUCAGGUUAG
Molecule: messenger RNA, 2740 nt
Organism: Branchiostoma belcheri (Belcher's lancelet)
Lineage: Eukaryota; Metazoa; Chordata; Leptocardii; Amphioxiformes; Branchiostomatidae
Product: bactericidal permeability-increasing protein-like
Molecular function (GO): lipid binding
Source: RefSeq, a predicted model, not a curated record